UUUUUCUUAAAUUAUACAUUACAGUGUUGCUUAUUGUUGUCGAUGAUGCCACCGGAGAUUGUUGGAGAAAAUAUGGAAGCUGAGAAAUUAUAUGAUACUGUUAAUGUAAUACUUUCUUUGCAGAGUAAAAACGGUGGUGAAGCAGCUUGGGAGCCCGCUAGAUCACCAGCAUGGUUGGAAAUGUUAAAUCCUCUGGAAUUUCUUGAAGAAAUUGUUAUCGAGCAUGAGUAUGUGGAAUGCACUUCUACUGCAAUCCAAGCUUUAGUACUAUUCAAGAAGCUAUAUCCAGGGCAUAGGGAACAAGAAAUUAAGAUGUUCAUAAAAGGAGCUGUUCAAUAUCUGGAAAACAAACAAAGACAUGAUGGUUCAUGGUAUGGCAAUUGGGGAAUUUGUUUCACAUAUGCUUCGUGGUUUGCCCUUGGAGGACUAGCCGCAGUUGGUAAAACUUACAACAACAGUCCAACUAUGCGCAAGGGAGUUGAAUUCCUACUCAAAAAACAAACAGUUGAUGGCGGUUGGGGAGAGAGCUACCUUUCAUGCCCUAAAAAGGAAUAUGUAGCAUUUCCAGAAAAUAGAUCAAACUUAGUACAAACUUCGUGGGCUAUGAUGGCAUUGAUUCAUGCUGGACAAGCAAAAAGAGACCCAACACCUCUUCAUCGAGCUGCGAAGCUCAUUAUCAAUUCUCAGAUGGAAAAUGGUGAUUUUCCAGAACAGGACUUAGUUGGAGUUUUCAAGAUGAAUUGUGCACUACAUUAUCCAUUAUACAAAAACAUUUUUCCAUUAUGGGCGCUUGCAGAGUAUCGCAAUCGAGUUCUAUUGCCAUAAACAAAGAACAAGUAAAAGAUUGAAGCACUUAAUCAAUAAUUAAUGUGUGGUUAAAACUAAUAAAAAGAGUUGUGAGGUAAUAAAGCUCCAGCUUGGUGUGUACGUAGUUAUGAUUUAUGCUUAAGUAUAAGACAUUAUUAUGAGUACAAAUUAAUAAUAGACUUCAUAAUAAUAUCCAUUAUAAGAAGUCUUAAGCUUGAUGUUCACUUUCUCUAUUUGAAUAAUUUGAGGAAAAUGUUAAUUAUAUAUGCCUAUUAUUAUGAAAUAAAGAUUGCUCUCAUAUUAUUGGUA
Molecule: messenger RNA, 1116 nt
Organism: Humulus lupulus (European hop)
Lineage: Eukaryota; Viridiplantae; Streptophyta; Magnoliopsida; Rosales; Cannabaceae
Product: beta-amyrin synthase-like
Exons: 6
Coding region: 43-825 (260 amino acids)
Biological process (GO): triterpenoid biosynthetic process
Cellular component (GO): lipid droplet
Molecular function (GO): beta-amyrin synthase activity
Source: RefSeq, a predicted model, not a curated record